CUGAAAGCCAUGCAGCGGUCUUCACCGGGUGCUGGUCUCUGGAUGUUUUUGUUUAAAUUGGAAAAAUCUUAAAGCUGCCCACAGACCGGGUUGGUACAGUAGGCUUCACUAGACUUAGCUGCAACUCAGAGUUUCUCCUCCAGCACCUGAGUAAAUGCUGAUGGUCUUGUGGAGAGUGGAAUGAGAGUACGAGCUAAGUUCUCAAUCCCCAUUAAGAAGCGGAGGAAAAUUUAAACUGUCUCCUUCAAAGUUUAUCACAACCACCACCAUCAAGACAGCAAACCAAAGGACAAAGACUUUGACCUGCUCUGUUGCUCUGUGUAGUCCAGUUCACGUGUGGUUUACAGACUUGGCUGGGUUACUAAUGAGUAAAUAAAAAGUCGGACACUUCUGUUAUUGGACACCUUUAUUCACAAAGUGACCAAAAUGAGGGCUGUACUGGAGACAGCAGACAUUGCCAUAGUGGCCCUGUAUUUUAUCCUGGUCCUGUGCAUUGGUUUUUUUGCCAUGUGGAAAUCUAAUAGAAGCACCGUGAGUGGAUACUUCCUGGCUGGGCGCUCUAUGACCUGGGUGGCAGUUGGUGCCUCUCUGUUUGUGAGCAACAUUGGGAGUGAGCACUUCAUUGGGCUGGCAGGAUCGGGCGCUGCAAGCGGAUUUGCAGUAGGUGCCUGGGAAUUCAAUGCCUUGCUGCUUCUGCAACUUCUGGGCUGGGUUUUCAUCCCGAUUUACAUCCGGUCAGGGGUAUACACCAUGCCUGAAUACUUGUCCAAGCGAUUUGGUGGCCAUAGGAUUCAGGUCUAUUUUGCAGCCUUGUCUCUGAUUCUCUAUAUCUUCACCAAGCUCUCAGUGGAUCUGUAUUCAGGUGCCCUUUUUAUCCAAGAGUCUUUGGGUUGGAACCUGUAUGUGUCUGUCAUCCUGCUCAUUAGCAUGACUGCUCUCCUGACUGUCACCGGAGGCCUUGUUGCAGUGAUCUACACAGAUACUCUACAGGCUCUGCUCAUGAUCGUCGGGGCACUCACACUUAUGGUAAUUAGCAUGAUGGAGGUUGGCGGGUUUGAGGAAGUUAAGAGAAGGUACAUGUUGGCCUCGCCCAAUGUCACUUCGAUCUUGUUGACAUACAACCUUUCCAGCACAAAUUCUUGUAAUGUCCACCCUAAGAAAGAUGCACUGAAAAUGUUGCGGAAUCCGACAGAUGAAGACGUGCCUUGGCCUGGAUUCCUUCUCGGGCAGACCCCAGCCUCGGUGUGGUACUGGUGCGCUGACCAAGUCAUCGUGCAGAGGGUACUAGCAGCUAAAAACAUUGCACACGCCAAAGGCUCCACUCUGAUGGCUGGCUUCUUGAAGCUUCUGCCGAUGUUUAUCAUUGUUGUCCCAGGAAUGAUUUCCAGGAUACUGUUUGCUGAUGAUAUAGCUUGCAUCAACCCAGAGCACUGCAUGCAGGUGUGUGGAAGCAGAGCCGGGUGCUCGAACAUUGCUUACCCACGCCUGGUGAUGAAACUGGUACCCGUGGGCCUCCGGGGCCUGAUGAUGGCGGUGAUGAUUGCGGCUCUGAUGAGCGACUUGGACUCCAUCUUUAACAGUGCCAGCACCAUAUUCACCCUCGAUGUGUACAAACUGCUCCGCAAGAGCGCCAGCUCCCGGGAGCUGAUGAUUGUGGGGAGGAUAUUUGUGGCCUUCAUGGUGGUGGUCAGCAUUGCGUGGGUGCCCAUCAUUGUGGAGAUGCAAGGAGGCCAGAUGUACCUUUAUAUCCAGGAGGUAGCAGAUUACCUGACGCCCCCAGUUGCGGCCCUGUUUCUUCUGGCAAUUUUCUGGAAGCGCUGCAAUGAACAAGGGGCUUUCUAUGGUGGAGUGGCCGGCUUUGUCCUCGGAGCAGUCCGUUUGAUACUCGCCUUUGCCUACCGGGCCCCAGAAUGUGACCAGCCUGAUAACAGGCCGGGCUUCAUCAAAGACAUUCAUUACAUGUAUGUGGCCACAGCAUUGUUUUGGGUCACAGGACUCAUUACAGUAAUUGUUAGCCUUCUUACGCCACCUCCCGCAAAGGAACAGAUUCGUACCACCACCUUUUGGUCUAAGAAGAUCCUGGUGGUGGAGGAGAGCUGCACCCCAAAAGAUGAGCCGUACAAAAUGCAAGAGAAGAGUAUUCUGAGAUGCAAUGAGAAUAGUGAGGCCAUCAACCGUAUCAUCCCCAAUGGGAAGUCUGAGGAGAGCAUCAAGGGCCUUCAGCCUGAAGAUGUUAAUCUCCUGGUGACCUGCAGAGAGGAGGGCAACCCAGCGGCUUCCUUAGGUCAUUCAGAGGCAGAAACACCAGUAGAUGCUUAUUCCAACGGGCAAGCAGCGCUCAUGGGUGAGAAAGAGAGGAAGAAAGAAACAGAGGAUGGAGGCCGGUGCUGGAAGUUAAUAGAUUGGUUCUGUGGCUUUAAAAGUAAGAGCCUCAGCAAGAGGAGUCUCAGAGACCUGAUGGAGGAGGAGGCCGUUUGUUUACAAAUGUUGGAAGAGCCUCCGCAAGUUAAAUUAAUACUAAAUAUUGGACUUUUUGCUGUGUGUUCACUUGGAAUUUUCAUGUUUGUUUAUUUCUCCUUAUGAACUUUUAAGGAUGUUAUGAGACACUAACUUAAGAAAAUACUGGUCUUUGAAAAGAAAACUCACGUAACUGUUGCAUUUCUCAGGCAUUGUUUACGCUGUAGGUCUUAGCCAAAUUUUACUUAGCAGAACAUCAUCUAUUUGCAAGACUUUAUUUUCCCAGAGAUGGGUGAAAGUAAAAUUUCAACCUAAAAGAAGCAAAACUUGUUUAAUAGACUGAAUUGUACAAAUGUGGUUUAAAAUUGUUCAUACCAAAGUAAGACCAAUUAUUCUCAUAGAACACGCAGAACAGAUAUAUGCUAAGAUAACACGAAAGAGUGUACUGUCUGCACUGCCAGGUCCUGGUAGAGCUUCUUAACCUGAAGUAGAAGAUGUGCUCAUUUCAGAGUUGUUUUCUGUCUCUGUAAUCCCUACUACCAUUAAAAACACAACCUGAAUUUGUAGACAUUGUAUAAUCAGGUAUGUACUGAAAGUCUAACUAAUGUGCUAGUGAGGUACUUGUUUCAUGACAAGUUAGUUAAUUGCCAGCUUCAUUUUGUUAGCGCGAGCCUAUGGGUUCUGAUUGCCAAUGGAAAGGAAGGAUAUCUCUCUGUACCUGCUCUUCUAUCACUAGUAUUCGCAACGUUGGGAGAACCUUUGUUCCAGUUCGUUCUUUCCUACUUUGAAAUUUUAGUGAACCAUAUCAAAUGACCCUCAAGUCUGUCUUUAUAAAGUUCUGUGUCAUGAUUGUAUUGUUAAAUGAUUGUGGGGGAGAAGAUGAAGUAAAUAAACAUUGCUGAUGAUCUCCACAUUUAUUGACCAAAUUAAGGCUGUUUAUACUGUUUGGGGAUUUCACAGCCCUAAGCAGCUCAUGCUGAGCAGGUGAUCGCUUGUGCUCCACUAAGUCUCUAGGUAUGUUCUUGUCAUUUGGUGACAUUCUUUAUUAACCACAUGCCUUCCCAAGUAGAUCCAGUUGGGAGAUAUGUCCAGAAAUUUGAUGAGACAUCGAACACUGCCUUUGUGCUGGGUUGCCCUGGUCGAUUAUAUCAUGAUAUGUUGGGGUUGCGUUUUUAGAGGGAAAAUUUAAUUCCGAGAUCAGAUUAUAUCCUUGAUAAGUUUUUUUUUCCUUGAAAAACCUUUUCAGAAGACUUACCGUCUGCACCUAGCCUCUGUAUUUUUGCUUAAGAAGUUGUGACGUAAAGCAUGAGGAUGUUUGGGGUACAAACUGGCCGGCGGCAGCAGCACACUCGGAGUGUACACUUUGCUGUGGGCACACUGGCCGUCUAGUCUUCGCAGAACGGAGAGCAUAAGCAGGAGGUGCGGUGGACAGGAGCUGCUGGGUUUAGUAGCAUGUCACCUGGAGGGUGUUAAGGGCUUGGGUGAUUGUAGGACCCUUUACCUUGACCUGCCUUUACCUUGACCUGGCUUGGUACACAGUUGCAACCUUUCUGGAUGGGAAUCUGUUUUCAUGAGCUGACCCCCCUCACGAGGCCAGGGAUACAGAUGUGAAGCCCUGCAGAUGAUGUCGUUUGUGUCUGUGUGCAGCAGUGUUCUUCGGAACUCCAUGACAGCGAGGAACGAACUGUGUAUCUGCUUUCUUUGACUUUUCUGUACUCUGAUACUUUUUAAAUUGCAUGAUUUUACUGAGCUUACAUUCUUUAGGGAAAAUAAUUACUUUUUUAGGUACUUUUGUAGAUUUUGAAUCAAAACUCAGUCCUAAUGACUUUACAUUUUUUGUAUUCUAUAAACCAGUUUCAUUAAUGAUGGACUUGAUUAGUCCAAAGUUGUUUUAGAGAUUAUCAGGUAGCAUAAUGUCUUCCCAUCUUCAGGUGGCUUUCUGAUGGACUGAGUCUGUAGAAAAAAUAGGUCAUGUGUGAAUAGCAUGGUUUUGAGAGCUUACAGUGCCUUGUAGAAUGUUUUCUCAAUUUUCUUCCUAAGGGUUAUAAGUUGGGGGCCAAACAAGUAGGGACCAGCUUUUCUUGUAUGGAGGCUGAGGCUGUGACAUGUCCAAAGUUACAAAGUCCACUGGGAAGGACAGACAACCAGGUGUCCAACUCUGGACUCGUGGUUUGUUCAUGGUUUGUCCUUUUCUCAAAGAACUGUUCCUCCUUUGAGUCAACCUUGCAGUAUUGUGGGAAAUAACAGCAUCUUAGAUUUUUCAAAUUGGCAUCCAGUUGUAGAAAUUAACUUUUCUCUGACUACACUGCUGUGGAACUCAGCAGUGAGGAUUGCCAUACUGGCUGGGCAGCCUUCUUACCCU
This is a messenger RNA of Molossus molossus (Pallas's mastiff bat), 4819 nucleotides long. RefSeq names its product solute carrier family 5 member 3 (gene SLC5A3). Lineage: Eukaryota; Metazoa; Chordata; Mammalia; Chiroptera; Molossidae. The transcript is spliced from 3 exons. Gene Ontology annotation, molecular function: D-glucose:sodium symporter activity. The coding region runs from base 427 to 2583 and encodes 718 amino acids. Gene Ontology annotation, biological process: myo-inositol transport; inositol metabolic process; transmembrane transport. The record is from RefSeq and is a predicted model, not a curated record. Gene Ontology annotation, cellular component: plasma membrane.